AUGUCCCCGAUUGCUCUUGAUAAUACUAUUAUUGAACAAAAUCCUUUUGAACCUGUAGAACUUACUAAUGGCCUUACAAAAGAUCCUACGAAGCCGUUUACAAAUCAAGAAGAACAGCCGCAGCAACAACAACUGCCGCAGCGAGAGCGAGAACAAGAAAGCUCACAAGAUAAAGGAACUGUACAAGCUAUAGAGGACAUCAUGCAAGUGGAUGAUGAAUCACAAGGAAUGCAGGAUAAUACUAGCUUAGAACCGAAACCAGAUCAACAAACUUCCUCACCGCAGCAAUUAUCACAACUAUCUCCUCAGCCUGAACAAGAAGUGCAAGUCACGUCAUCUCAAGUGCAAUUACCAAAUUCUGAUAAUGUUGAAAUAUAUACUACAAAUUCUAGUGACAUGGAAGAUAUUAUUGAAUGCUCUCUCGAAGAGACUUUACUUAAUGAAAAUGAAGAUUAUGAAAUGGUAUCAAGAGCCGUUAAUGUUCUUAAAUUUCAACUCGAACAAGCGAAAGAAGAUAUUAAAAAACUAAAAGAAAUAAAACAGAAUGCUUUAUCAGAUCCGAUAACGUAUAUCGAAAAACUACGUGAUGGAACCAAUGGAAAGAUUCCUGAACGUCAAUACAUAUUUGGUGUUCCACAAAUCGAUUGGAGUAAAUAUCAUACCCGGCCUUCACAAUAUAAGCCGCCGCCAUGUCCAGAGCAAGAUUCAGGAAGCAGUUCCAAGUCAAAUGAUACAUCGACAAAUGAUCGAGGAAGCUCACCUGAUCUCGCUGAAUUUGUGCAUAAAAAAGCUCAAGAGUUGGGUUUUAAAGUUCCCCCAAAUGCGGUUUUGUCAACGCGUACUAAAAGGAAAACUAACCCAAUUUUUGAUGAUGACUGUGUUUUUACACUUCCGCAGAGCGUGGGAGUCAAUACACAAGUGUCAAUGACUUCGAAUAAAAAGGGGAAAUUGGAUUGUUAUAGGACGUCAUCAUCUAUAUAUAAUACACCAAUUAAACAAAGAGGAGGAAAUAAUACAAUAAGAAAUGGACUAGUGAGUGCAGCAGCUUUAAAUAGUCCAAUAUUUAAUACUCCUGAAGCGGAUUCUAGUUGUUCAUCCACUCCAACAGUACCAUCAAAUCGAAGAAAUAAUAAAAAGGUAAUUAAGAAUAACUUUUUAAAUCCUAACGCUCUCAUUUUAACAACCAAUAAUCGUCAGAAAUCUAGUGAGAUCAAAUUACCAGAGGAUUCGCCAAAACCAGUCAAUUAUAACAUACCUUGGACAGAUGAAGAACAACGUCGAUUGGUAGAAUUACUUGCAAUUUAUCCAGAUGAAGAAAUACAAUCUCAUCGGUUUAAGAAGAUUUCUGAAGCUUUGGGUACAAGAACACCGAAGCAGGUGGCUAGUAGGGUACAAAAAUAUUUCAUAAAAUUGGCAAAGCAUGGCUUACCAGUUCCUGGACGAAUACCUAGUGUUUCAUUUGCGACUACAACAUCAAAGAAUUCACAAUCUAAGAAUAAAAAGUCUGGGAGAGCAUCAAAACCAAAACCGCCAUCACUCUCUCCUGAAAAACGACCGCGACAUCCAAGAGUGUCUGGAUUAUCAUAUUUGGAAGAACGACCGCCGCCGACAGUAUAUAUGCCUGAUGAUGAUGAUGAAAGUAUGAUCAAGGAUGUAAUGUUGUCAGUAGAUCUUCCACAUAACAAUAAUAUACAACAGACCUAUAAUGUUGUUACAGGGCCAGUACACCAUGGUUUUUGCUGUGAUGGAUGUCAUACUGAUCCAAUAAUUGGGACAAGAUAUCUUUGCACGGAAUGUGAUGAAAGUCAUGAGGUUGACCUAUGCGAAGAUUGCUUUGGAGAAGAGUCUUUUGAAAAUGAAUUUCACAAGAAAACACAUAAAUUUUCAGCAAUCACUAAUCCUAUAACCCCUCAUAUUGAUAUGGACUAUGUAUCUGAAAGUGUUGGAGAGUAUAGUUAUUUGGGUGUUGCUCCACCUCCUGCAUCAUAA
Molecule: messenger RNA, 1989 nt
Organism: Funneliformis geosporum
Lineage: Eukaryota; Fungi; Glomeromycota; Glomeromycetes; Glomerales; Glomeraceae
Source: the annotation of a GenBank genome assembly